CCCAUAAGCGCCUUGUAAUUUGAUGACGAAAAAAUUGCCAACAUGUCAACACGAUUAGAAAUUAAUUUUACUCGCCUUCUAAAUCGUUGCGAGACUAUAGCUAGCCAAAAAGAUACGUGGGAUUGGCGGCUGGAAAAGUAUGUUGAAGCCCUCCAUGAUCAGCUGAGUGAAAUGAAGAGAACAACAAGCAAGCCUAGCCAAGAUGUCAUUCUAGAAUACACAAGACGUGUAGACUUCCUGAAAGGCCUCCUUGAAGCUGAGCAAAAGGAAAACAUAACUGAUAAAGUUCUAGCUACGGAGAGACUGGCCCCUGUUUUGAACCAUCACAAGGGGUCAGGCGUGGCACCAAAAGAGGUCCACCUGACGGUCAAGUCGAGAUUACAAAAGGACAUGAGAUCCGAGUUACUCGGCGACAGUGAUGGAAACAUUGAUAGUACGAGUGAUGGACUACGUCAGAGGCGGCCAGCUGAUGAUGGUGACAUUGACGCAGUGUUAAAACACCAUCGCAAAGUGCACGAACGAUUGGCGGAAGAACUCUUACAUCACACGCUCAACCUUAAAGACUUUGCUUAUUCAGCUAAUUCUUUGGUGAAAAAAGAUAUAAAGACCCUUGAUGAUACCAACAAAGUAGCAGACAAGAACCAAGUUGACUUGACGCGGGAAAGUCAGCGACUCGAGGCGAAGACUAAAUCAUGCUCCUGGUGGAUCUGGAUCAUGCUGGUGUUUGUGACACUUGUUUUCCUCUGGAUGAUCGUGCUCAUGCGGAUGUUCCCCGCUAGGUCUUGAUGGCAGAUAUUGCUGGACAAUAUGUGUCAUACUGUCACUUUGAAUGGAUUAAGUUAUUGUUGUACUGGAAAUAUUUCAUUGGAACUUAGUUUUAAUAUUGAGAAGGCACUCAAUAUGAUAUAAAUGACUGUCAGAUAGCUUUGAACAGUUGAAAAAAGUGAUUUUCUUGAAAAGAUAUAUUCAUUGAUCAAUAUUAUUCUGAAGCUUUUAGUGCGUGAACUUAAUCUAAUUUUAGCUUCCUAAACAGGUAUUUGAUAUUACUACAUGAUAUCAGAGAAGUGGGCAAUAUUUUGAGAGGGGAGACAACUAGUGACUAUUUCAAGCUUUGACUCCAUCUGCCUGUUCCCCUUCGUCUGUUAUUGCCUGUGGACAUGCUUGUAAAACGCUUGAUAAUUUGAGAUAGCAGGAAAAAACUGCAUAGUGACUGCCUUUUAUUUUGGCAAUUAAUGCAAACUUUUUUUCAUGGAAUUACAACAUUUACUGUAAAAACAAUUCCAUGUUCAGGGUGUUGAAUGAAGGGUGACUUCAAGGUGGUUCUCACUUGUGUCACCAUGUUCAAUGAUGCAAUCUUCUCAAGAAGCAGAAAAUAGCAUAGUCCUUUGUAGGCUAAGAAAAAUGUUCAUAUAUUUUCUGUCAAAAAGUUAUUUAGAAAUUUACGGUUGUGACAUGUGGUGACCAAUGUGGGAACCCCUUUGAAGUCACGUGAUCCUCACCCAGAUGAUUGAACAUUGAAACAAAAUUAAACAUGCAUCUCAAAGUUUCUCAAUUAAACUGCUCAGCUGGGUUGUGUUAAUGUAUGUGGCUUACCUGAGCACAAGGGGAGAGCGAAAUAGGGCCUUCAUUGGCCUCUUGUUAUCAUUUGUUACCUGCACAUGUUGGUGUUGAUUGUUUAACAAAAUAUUGUGCAAUAAAAAUUAAAAACCAUAA
Mya arenaria is the source of this 1713-nucleotide messenger RNA. Its product is annotated as vesicle transport protein USE1-like. Gene Ontology annotation, cellular component: SNARE complex; endoplasmic reticulum. The transcript is spliced from 6 exons. The record is from RefSeq and is a predicted model, not a curated record. NCBI's taxonomy places the organism in Eukaryota, Metazoa, Mollusca, Bivalvia, Myida, Myidae. Gene Ontology annotation, biological process: retrograde vesicle-mediated transport, Golgi to endoplasmic reticulum. Gene Ontology annotation, molecular function: SNAP receptor activity. Bases 43 to 786 code for a protein of 247 amino acids.